CAGAACUGCAGAGGAAUCCGUUUGAGACGACGUGGUAUACCUUCUACUUAAAGUGUUUUCUUCUUCUUCGCCGUUACCUCCUGAUGUCUGCAACAAACGUUGCGUUUUUGUUCGAAGGAGAUGUGAGUCGCCGUAGUGACGGUGGGCACCGGAGACCUCAGUCGUGAGAGAUUAGGCUGAAACUUGUUCUCCGUCCUGUGUCUGUGCUCGCUCUCUCUCUCGUGCACGUCUGUCCACUCACAUUUUGUGGGUCUAAUGUCAGCGCGAACUCCAGAACAUGGGAGGACUGUGAGGCACUCCAUGUCAUCGGAGAUCAGCAGGCGUGAACAGGUGUGGAGGUGGAUGUCAACAGAGACGACGUCUGAUCAGUGAGCAGACACGAUGGCGUGGCGGCGGGCAUGGUGGUCUGCUCUGCUCACGCUGGCAGCCACGUACCUCGACCUCUCCUUGGAGUUCACCUCGGACACACUGAUCAACAACGUGGUGGCGGACUCUCGUACGGGUCGGCUGUACGUUGGCGCCGUCAACGCCCUGUACCAGCUGGACUCCGAUCUCCGUGUAGAGUCCCGCGCCAAGACGGGACCCAAACUGGAUAAUCGGCAGUGCACGCCACCCAUCACCGGAACCUGCGAGAAACCAGUGGACACGGACAACCAUAACAAGCUCCUCUUGGUCCACGGCGCCAAGGACACCCUGGUGGUUUGUGGCAGCAUCUUCAGAGGAAUCUGCUCGCUGAGGAACCUGAGCAGUGUGGAGGACCAGCUGUACUUCAGCGACACCAAAGGAGAGAAGUCGUACGUGGCGAGUGCCGAGGAGGGCGUGUCCGUGGUGGGCGUCAUGUCCUAUUUCUUCAAGGACAAUAAGAAUUUCACUGUGUUCCUGGUUGGUAAAGGUUACGGCAGCUACGACAGCACCAAGCUGAUCUCCACACGCAUCCUGCAGGACUACGGCGACUGGGUGGUUUUCGACAGCAUCAUCGAGGCCUCGGCGGUCCAGGCCAACCCCUUCGUCCUGCGUUAUCUCCACGACUUCCGCUUCACUUUCAAAGACGGCGGCUAUGUCUACUUCCUGUUCUCUCGGACACUGGGUUUGCAGGACAACAAAAACUACACCUUCAUCUCCAGGAUGUGCGAGAACGAUCAUAACUAUUACUCCUACACCGAGCUGCAGCUCAACUGCAGCCACGCCAACAAGUACAACAAAGUUCAGGCUGCUUAUGUAGUGCCACCCGGUGAUGUUUUGGCCAAGAUCAUGAGCGAAAUCUACCCAUGUGUCACCUUGUCAGAAGAUCCAGCUUCUGACCAGAUGCUGUUUGUCACCUUCACUUCUGACGAGGAUCCGCCCACAUCGGCCAUGUGUGUGUACCCUCUGUGCGCCAUUAACCAGCGGCUGGUGGAGAUCAUAGGAGCCUGCUACAGCGACGGCGGCAACAUCAACAACAAGGUGGCCGUGUACUCGCCGUACUCCUCCAAGUCUGAGAAACUGUGCAGCAGCAACAGUCAGAAAAACAGGGCGGUUAGAUACAAGUGUGGUGCAGAGUUCCUGCCCUCCCCGUUGGCCAGUAAGGCCGAAUUCGCCUUAGCAGCAAUGCAUGCCUUGAUCCAUAAAGGUCCUAUGACGGCGGUGGCUGUGGCUGUUGAACUGGGGCACACGGUGGCGUUCCUGGGCAUGGCCUCCGGAGAGGUGCUGAAAGUGCAUCUGUCUGCACACCCCGAGGUCUACGGACGAAUCCCCAACGACGGCACCAAGGUCAACAAAAACCUGAUGUUCGAUUCCCGCCUGCAGUACCUGUACGUCACCACCGAGAAAAAGAUCACAAAGGUUCCGGUUCAGGCGUGCCACCUGAAGGCCGACUGUGGCUCCUGCGUCUCCAUGAGGGAUCCGUACUGCGGCUGGUGCGUCCUGGAGGGACGGUGCACCAGGAAGCAGGACUGUGAUAGGUCGGCGGAGGAGAACGCCUGGCUGUGGUCGCCCAAUCAGACGUGUCCCGAGAUACAGGCCUUCAGCCCGCCGCAUAUCAGCUGUAAGAAGACCCAGCAGGUGGAGAUAAGCGUAUCGGCGCUGCCCAGACUAGGCCCAUCUGACAGGCUGCAGUGCGUCUUCGGAUCCGUCCAUAACGGCGCCAUGAUGGACGGGAUGCGGGUCAUCUGUUCGCUACCCGAUCCAGUCGAACUCCCACCCACUCCUGAUCAUCAGGAUUACGUGUCCGUCCCGGUAAAGGUCGUUGUGAAUGACGACGUCGAGGUGACAUCGAAAGUCUAUCACUUCUAUAACUGUGAGGCGACAGGCAGAAACAACCAGAACACGCCAUGUAUCGCGUGUGUGACGAGCGAGUGGGGCUGUCAGUGGAACCCUCGGGAUCACAGGUGCAGCGAUGAGGACGCAGAUGUCGCUCACGUAGUCAAACCUCAGCAGCUGCACAGUUGUCCUCAGUUUGAGUUCCUGGAGCCGCGGUUGAUCCCAGUGGGGUACAGGAUCCCAAUCAGCUUUCAGGGCAGGAACCUGGACAUCUACCUGGGUCACAAGUUUUCCAUCAGCACUGAGCUGAUGAAGCACACAGAAGAUGUCACACAGGAGCCGGGGUCAAAGUUCAGAUUCAGAGGUUACGAGUUUUCGUACGACAAGCAGCAGGAGGUGAAUGUUUCGUUCCACAUCACCGAGCGAGGCACGGACAGGAGCAUUGACAGCACCCUGACAGUCGUUCUGUAUAACUGCUCCAUGGGACGAGACGACUGCAGUCUGUGCAAACAUGCCCACGCUCAGUACCAGUGUGUUUGGUGCACCGCCACACACUCCUGCCUUUACCGGGAGCUCUGUAUGUCUCCGGAGCCGGAACAGUGCCCCGACCCUGUCAUUACCGACAUCAUCCCUCGCUUUGGUCCUCUGAACGGCCGCAUCUCCGUGACCAUCAAAGGCUCCAACAUGGGAAUAAAGAAGGAAGACGUGAAGACCAUCACGGUGGCCGGCGUGACCUGCAGGCACCAGCAGGACCGCUACUCCGUGUCCACCAGCGUGGUGUGUGAGAUUGGCCCAGCGAAGCAAACGCCACCGUUCGACCUCCCACUUGAACCCGUGACCAGUGGGAUCGUGGAGAUGGAAGUGGAAGGAGGAAGACGGGGGAGGUCAACAGUCAUUUUUACCUAUCGGGAUCCCAAACCAAAGACGGUGCAGCCGGUGAGGGGCCCCACAGCCGGGGGGACCGUCAUCACCAUCAUUGGAGACGACCUGGACACGGCCUCAAAAGAUGACGUCACUGUCACCGUGGGCGGAGUUCCGUGCCAAAUUGUGUUGUUCGGCAAAGAGAUCACCUGCAAGACGGGCAAGUACCCGGGUCACAAGGGCCCCCCAGAGCGGCUGACGGUGGCGGUGAAGUACGGUAAAAACACCACCAAGUAUGUGCCGUCGAUUUACCAGUACUCUGAAAACCCGGUGGUCAAAGAUUUUGACCCCAAAGCCAGUUUCAUGUGCGGUGGUCGGAGGAUCGUGGUGGUCGGAAACGGUUUUGAUCUUAUCCAGAGAGCCAUGAUAAGGGUAGCACCGUCUUCUGACAAGUCUUCAGGUGGUGACACUCCUGUGCAGUUCCUGCAGGGCACCGUGAGUAAGAAUGACACAGUGCUGGAGUUCUUCUCGCCGGCGGUGAACUGCUGCUCGGACCCUCAGUCCCUCAGGACCGUCGUGCACCUGGACAACAUGGAGGAGGAGCUGACGGGCUUCGCCUACCACCCCGACCCCACCUUCAAUGAGCUGACCAAGAAUGUCAUCACGGAGACCAGCAUCAUCAUUGUGACCGGUCACGGUUUCUCCAAAGCAAUGACAGCCAGAGAGGCCCAGGCGUUUGUUGGCGAUGCCGCCUGUCACGUGAAUAUACUUCAAGAUGACAAGUUGUUCCUGGAGGCUCCGUCCUCACAGCCUCGUUCCCGGUCCAAGCGCCAACGCAGAGACACGACCAGCGACCUGCUGGAGCUCGUGGUGAAGUUUGGUCACGGUGAGUGGAUGGUGGGUUCCGUGUACUACGCCCGGAAAGACGAGGUUCCUCUGGCCAUCAUCAUCCCAGCGGUUGUUUUACCGAUGCUCUUCUUCAUCGCCGUGUCUGUGUACUGCUACAGGAGGAAGAGUCAGCAGGCGGAGCGAGAGUACGAGAAGGUGAAACACCAGCUGGAGAGUUUGGAGGAGAGCGUCCGAGAUCGCUGCAAGAAGGAGUUCACCGAUCUGAUGAUUGAGAUGGAGGAUCACACCAAUGACCUGAGCGAAGCUCGCAUCCCCUUCCUGGAUUACAAAACCUACACAGACCGAAACUUCUUUCUGCCUUCCAAAGAAGAAGCCGAUGACGCCAUGAUCACCGGAAAAAUACAAAUCCCAGAAGGCCGCAGGGCUGUCGUGGCCCAGGCCCUCAACCAGUUCUCCAACCUGCUGAACAGCAAAACCUUCUUGAUCAACUUCAUCCACACGCUGGAGAGUCGCCCGGACUUCAGUGCCCGGGCUCGGGGUUAUUUCGCCUCUCUCCUGACGGUGGCGCUGCAUGGUAAACUGGAGUAUUACACCGACAUCAUGAGGACGCUGCUGUUGGAGCUGAUGGACGAACACGUGCAGAACAAAAACCCCAAACUCAUGCUGAGGAGGUCAGAGACGGUGGUGGAGAGGAUGCUCUGCAACUGGAUGUGCAUUUGUCUCUAUCAGUUCCUCAGGGACACAGCGGGAGAGCCGUUGUACAAACUCUUCAAGGCCUUAAAGCACCAGGUGGAGAAGGGUCCGGUGGACGCCAAGAUGAAGAAAGCCAAGUACACGCUGAACGACACGGGCCUGCUGGGGGACGACGUGGAGUACGCCGUGCUGACACUACAGGUCUUGAUCCACGGCGAGGGUCCUGACGUGACUCCUGUCAAGGUUUUGAACUGCGACACCAUCUCCCAGGUCAAAGAGAAGAUCAUCGAUCAGGUCUACAGGAACCUGCCGUACUCACAGAGGCCAAAGGUCGACAGCGUUGCUUUGGAGUGGCGCCCUGGUUCCACAGGACAGAUCCUGUCUGACCUCGACUUGACCUCUCAGAAAGAAGACCGCUGGAAGAGACUCAACACGUUGGCUCAUUACAACGUUCGGGAUAACGCCACGCUGGUUCUGUCCAAAGUUCUGCACAUGCAGGCGUUCCACCAGCACCAGGACUGCCCGGAAGAGAAAAACGCGCUGCUGGAGGAAGACAACACGUUCCACCUGGUGAGACCAGCUGAUGAAAUGGACGAAGGCAAGUCGAAGCGAGGCAGCAUGAAGGGCAAAGCCAUGACCAAAGCCAUCACCGAGAUCUACCUGACCCGCCUCCUGUCUGUCAAGGGAACCCUCCAGCAGUUUGUGGAUGAUUUCUUCCGCAGCGUCUUGUGCUCCGGCUCCGUCGUGCCACCUGCCGUCAAAUACUUCUUUGACUUUCUGGACGAGCAGGCACUAAGACACGACAACGUGGACGAGGAGACGCUGCACAUCUGGAAGACCAACAGCUUGCCUUUGCGGUUUUGGAUCAAUAUCCUGAAGAACCCCCACUUCAUCUUUGACGUCCACGUGACGGAGGUGGUGGACGCGUCGCUGCACGUCAUCUCGCAGACCUUCAUGGACGCCUGCACCAAGACGGAGCACAAACUCAGCAGAGAGUCUCCCAGCAACAAACUGCUCUAUGCAAAAGAAAUUUCCACGUACAAGAAGAUGGUGGACGAUUACUAUCGAGGCAUCAGACAAAUGGUUCCGGUCAGCGAUCAGGACAUGAACACUCACCUCGCUGAGGUGUCGCGGCAACACACAGACAAGUUGAACACCCAGGUGGCCUUACAUCAGCUGUACCAGUACGCCAGCAAAUACUAUGACGUGAUCAUCCAGUCCUUGGAUGAAGACCCGGCAGCCCAGAAUAAACAGCUCACGCUCCGCCUCCAACAGAUCGCUGCUGCCCUGGAGAACAAGGUCACCGACCUCUGACCCCACGUUGGCGCCUGGAGGAGUGGCUUAUGGACAGGAAGCACAGGAUCUUACAAUUUUAAAGACCCCCAACAAGAUGAGCGUUGCCGACUUUGCAGAAUGUAUGACUAUGUAAGGACCAAUGUGGGAGGGGCUAAUGGAGCUGCGGAGAACCAAUGACCUUAUAUGGAUUGAAGGGGAGGGACAUUUAAACUCUAGAGGAUGCGUUCGACCAUAUCAAGAACCGGCGGUUUGGAAAUGUGGAAGGUACAGAGAAGGUGUUGUGAUGGAAAUCAAAGUGCUGUUACGUGGUUCGAUGGAAGAUUUUGACUUGGUGUCCAAAACCAGGGGGGGAAAAAAAAAAACAAAAAACGAGGGAUGUGACGUCUGUAACACGGCUGCUGAAGUGAAUUCUGUGAAAUCAGUGAGGUUUUUUUUUUUUUGUUUUUUUUAGCUGUGAUGAAGUGGACGCAGUUUCUGUAAAGGUUAAGUUCACACUAAAAGGGCUGAAGGAGGAAGUGCCACACAUGAAGUGAAGCUCUUUUUUUUUAUUGAAGUAAUUGAAUGAAGUAAUGGUAUUAAUGGAUGCCCCCCCCCACCACUCAGCUGUUUGUUUUUUGUGUGUGUCUGAGUUGGAAGGACAGCAGAGCAGUACAGUUUUAUGACCACUUCUUUGCUUCCUGUGGAUUUGCCUCUAACCACUGAUCUGAGGCCAGUUCACUACGUUCGUCCAAAAGCAUGGAAGCAUUUUGGAUUGACAGUUGUUCACAUACAAGCCAGCAGACUGAAAAGUAAUGGACCAACAGAUAGCUGGUACGGUACAGUUAGGCGUGUUGGAUCGGAUGAUGCGCGGGAAUUCACGUGAGUUCAGGGUACGAAGAAAAGUGUUGUCCACAUAUCAAGUGGUAACAUGGACAGUCAUUCCUUCAUCAAUGCCAAAUGUUUUUCUGUAUCAGACAAACUGCAGUAUGUGUUUAUAUGCUGAUGAUACUUUGCUAAGUUGAAUUCAUUUCAUCCCGUGCAGUUGAACCUUUGCUGAUUGUUUUGCUUUGAAAUGCACAAAAAGAAUCAUUUUUAAUGAACAGCAUUUAUUUUUAUGCUUUUACUUGGUAAAAUGUAGUCUGUGAUGUCACUUCCAUGCAUACUUGAUGCCAUUUGAUACCGAUGUGAACUGGUACAGAUUGCCUGUUUUUAACUGCAACAUGACUGCUGAAUCAUGUGGCCUAAAACAAAAUUAUUAAAAAAAACCACUUUCAUUUAUAAAAAUUUAUUUUGCCUUAUUUUCUGUUCGUUAUGCAGCAUAAACAUUUUAUUUUGUUUUUCUGUUUAACUGCACACAUCAGUGGACAUGAUGUCUUAAAGACUGGAUGUCCAUCAGUCCUUAAAAUAAAUGAGAAAUUAAAA
Molecule: messenger RNA, 7338 nt
Organism: Thalassophryne amazonica
Lineage: Eukaryota; Metazoa; Chordata; Actinopteri; Batrachoidiformes; Batrachoididae
Product: plexin-B2-like
Exons: 43
Coding region: 382-5955 (1857 amino acids)
Biological process (GO): negative regulation of cell adhesion; regulation of cell migration; regulation of cell shape
Cellular component (GO): semaphorin receptor complex
Molecular function (GO): protein binding; semaphorin receptor activity
Source: RefSeq, a predicted model, not a curated record